CUCGUCCACUUGAGAGGGAGACAGAGCAGCGAGUGCUCAGCUCAGCUCAGCUACUCCCACUUGCUUCCGCUGCUUCUCCGUCUCCAUCUCCCAUAAGAGCACCCACCAACGCGGCCUCCCCCUCCCAUUGCCGCCGCCAAUGCCGGCCUCCACGGCCUCGACACCGCCGCCGCUCGUCUGAACCGACGCCGUGUUGCCAGGAACGCCCGCGGCCACCAUGGGGUCUGGCCUCCUCCUCCGCAUCUUGCUGGUGCUCGUCGUCGUCGUCAAUGCCGGGCUGGCGCUCACCCAGGACGGGCGCUACCUGCUCGACGCGAAGCGCGCGCUCGCCGUCCCGGAGGGCGCGCUGGCGGACUGGAACCCGCUCGACGCCACGCCCUGCGGCUGGACGGGCGUCUCCUGCGACGGCUCCGGCUCCGGCGGCGCCGUGACGGGGAUCUCCCUACCGGGUCUCAACCUCACCGGGUCGUUCCCGGCGGCGCUGUGCCGCCUCCCGCGCGUUGCGUCCAUCGACCUGAGCGACAACUACAUCGGUCCCAACCUCAGCUCCGUCGCCGUCGCAGGGUGCAAGGCGCUCCGGCGGCUCGACCUGUCCAUGAACGCGCUUGUCGGCCCGCUCCCCGACGCGCUCGCCGACCUCCCGGAGCUCGUGUACCUCAAGCUCGACAGCAACAACUUCUCCGGCCCCAUCCCGGAGUCGUUCGGCCGGUUCAAGAAGCUCGAGUCGCUCGCGCUCGUCUACAACCUCCUCGUCGGCGACGUCCCUCCGUUUCUCGGCGGCGUGUCGACGCUCCGGGAGCUCAACCUGUCAUACAACCUCUUCGUGCCGGGCCCUGUGCCGGCCGAGCUCGGCAACCUCACCUCUCUGCGCGUACUCUGGCUCGCCGGCUGCAACCUCAUCGGCCGCAUCCCGGCGUCUCUCGGCAGGCUCAGAAACCUCACGGACCUCGACCUGUCGACGAACGCGCUCACCGGCUCGAUACCGCCGGAGAUUACAGGGCUGACGAGCGUCGUGCAGAUCGAGUUGUACAACAACUCGCUCACCGGGCCAAUUCCCAGCGGGUUUGGCAAGCUCGCGGAGCUCCGGGGCAUUGACUUCGCCAUGAACCUGCUCGUCGGCGCCAUCCCGGACGACCUCUUCGAGGCACCGAAGCUGGAGAGCGUGCACCUGUACGCCAACUUCCUCAUGGGGCCCGUGCCGCAGUCGGUGGCGAAGGCGGCGUCGCUGGUCGAGCUGCGGCUGUUCGCGAACCGGCUGAACGGCACGCUGCCGGCCGACCUCGGCAAGAACUCUCCUCUGGUGUGCGUGGACCUGUCCGACAACUCCAUCUCCGGCGAGAUCCCGCCGGCGAUAUGCGACCGCGGUGAGCUCGAGGAGUUGCUCAUGCUCGACAAUAUGCUCUCCGGGCGCAUACCCGACGGGCUCGGGCGGUGCCGGAGGCUGCGGCGGGUGCGGCUGUCGAACAAUAGGCUCGACGGCGACGUGCCUGCCGCCGUCUGGGGCCUGCCGCACAUGUCGCUGCUCGAGAUCAACGACAACCAGCUGACCGGAGUUAUCUCUCCGGUCAUCGGCGGCGCGGCCAACCUGUCCAAGCUGGUUCUGUCCAAUAACCGGCUGACUGGGAGCAUCCCGCCGGAAAUUGGCUCGGCCGCGAAGCUGUACGAGCUCUCUGCCGACGGCAACAUGCUCUCCGGCCCGCUCCCUGGAUCUCUUGGCGGCCUCGAAGAACUCGGCCGGCUUGUUCUCCGGAACAACUCCUUGUCUGGCCAGUUGCUCCGGGGAAUCCAUUCUUGGAAGAAGCUUAGUGAGCUCAACCUUGCGGACAAUGGCUUUACCGGAGCCAUUCCAGCGGAGCUCGGCGAUUUGCCGGUGCUGAACUAUCUUGACCUCUCCGGCAACCGUCUCACCGGCGAGGUACCAAUGCAAUUGGAGAACCUAAAGCUGAACCAGUUCAAUGUCUCCAACAACCAGCUCAGUGGUCCGCUUCCGCCACAGUAUGCGACGGCGGCAUACCGGGGCAGCUUCUUGGGCAACCCGGGGCUGUGUGGGGAUAUCGCCGGUCUAUGCGGCGAUUCGCGGGGAGAGUCUAGAUCCCACUCUGGAUUUGCCUGGAUGAUGCGCUCAAUUUUCAUAUUUGCAGCUGUUGUUCUGGUUGCCGGAGUUGCGUGGUUCUACUGGAGGUACCGCAGCUUCAACAAUUCCAAGUUAGGCGCGGACCGCUCGAAAUGGUCAUUGACAUCAUUCCACAAGCUCUCAUUUAGUGAGUAUGAAAUUCUGGAUUGCCUUGAUGAGGAUAAUGUGAUCGGCAGUGGCGCAUCAGGGAAGGUUUAUAAGGCAGUUCUCAGCAAUGGUGAGGUGGUUGCCGUGAAGAAGCUAUGGGGGUUAAAGAAGGGGACCGGCAUUGAGAACGGUGGCGAAGGAUCCGCUGCUGACAACAGCUUUGAGGCUGAGGUGAAGACUCUUGGCAAGAUUCGCCACAAGAACAUUGUCAAGCUGUGGUGCAGCUGCACGCACAACGACAUCAAGCUGCUGGUGUACGAGUACAUGCCCAAUGGUAGCCUAGGAGAUGUGCUACACAGCAGCAAGGCUGGGUUGUUGGAUUGGUCGACGCGGUACAAGAUUGCACUGGAUGCAGCAGAGGGCCUAUCCUAUCUUCACCAUGACUGCGUUCCGGCGAUUGUCCACAGGGAUGUCAAGUCGAAUAACAUCCUCUUGGAUGCUGAAUUCGGUGCCCGUGUUGCAGAUUUUGGGGUUGCCAAGGUGGUGGAGGCAACCGUCUGGGGUCCCAAGUCCAUGUCAGUGAUCGCUGGCUCGUGUGGUUACAUUGCACCUGAGUAUGCAUAUACACUCCGCGUCAAUGAGAAGAGCGACAUAUACAGCUUUGGAGUGGUUCUCCUCGAGCUCGUGACGGGGAAACCGCCCGUCGAUCCAGAGUUUGGCGAGAAGGACCUGGUGAAGUGGGUGUGCAGCACAAUUGAUCAGAAAGGAGUAGAGCACGUCCUCGACAGCAAGCUCGACAUGACCUUCAAGGAUGAGAUCAACAGGGUGCUGAACAUUGGCCUCCUCUGCGCGAGCUCGCUUCCGAUCAACCGCCCGGCAAUGCGCAGGGUGGUCAAGAUGCUGCAAGAAGUGCGCGCCGAGGCCACCAGGCCAAGGCUGGAGAAGGACGGCAAGCUGUCGCCGUAUUACUACGAGGACGCCUCCGAUCAAGGGAGCAGCGUGUAAGGUAACCCCCAAAAGAGAAGAAGAUGACAGUAGGCCAAAUAGCUGCUUCCAUGAAUCUUUUUCCCUUUGGCUUGUAGAGCUCUACUCUAGGUAGGACAGCUGCAAUCGUAACAGUGUCCAAAACCCUAUAGUUGCUGAUUUAUUUAGAAGCGCUGAAUUGCUCGCUGCCGACGCCUCCGACAGCACACGGUUUAGCUCUGGAGCAGCUGUGCUCUCCCGUCCGGCAAUGGAGGACAGCUGAGCGGUAGGGCUGAAGCUGAUGCUGAUGCCCGGUGUUCUUGGACUCUUGGUUGCCAUUGCUGUCACAGUGGGCCGUGCCAUUGAUGCCGGUAGGGCAGAUCGCUCGCCUGCUGUCGAUCAAGAGGAGAAAGAAAAAGUUUCUGAAUGGAAUCUAGGUGUGUAAUUAGUACUGCUACUUUGCCUCUUUUUUUUUCUUCUGUUUUUUUUUUCCUGGUGAGCUAUAUUGUUCCUUGGCUCAUGGCCAUGGCCCAUGGGUGGUUGGAUCAACUAUUUCCUGCUAUUCAACUCGCGGGGAGAGAUGGAAUACGGUAGAAGUAGAAUGCAAAUGAGUGAGUGAAUGAAUGAACGAAUGAAUCUAACCUCUUUAUUACAA
Messenger RNA from Oryza brachyantha (malo sina), 3839 nucleotides. RefSeq names its product receptor-like protein kinase HSL1. Gene Ontology annotation, biological process: protein phosphorylation. The transcript is spliced from 2 exons. The record is from RefSeq and is a predicted model, not a curated record. Gene Ontology annotation, molecular function: receptor serine/threonine kinase binding; protein kinase activity; ATP binding. NCBI's taxonomy places the organism in Eukaryota, Viridiplantae, Streptophyta, Magnoliopsida, Poales, Poaceae. The coding region runs from base 218 to 3226 and encodes 1002 amino acids.